AUGCAUGGCCAAGGCAAGACUUGGGAACACGAUUGGCAAGCCUGUUCUCGCAGAUGUGCAAGAGUGCACGGAUGCGCACAUUUCAGCUUCUGGCCGGACAAAGGCUGCCAUUUGCAGCACGGCUGGGCAAGCAGGAUACUUGAUUGGGACGUGAUUACUGGCCCGCCCCCGAAGGUUACAUGCCGGACGAUUCACAUCUGGGACCUACACGGCAAUAUCUACGACGGUCCACGAGACGAUUUUUCGACUUGGGGCAGGGCGGCGGGACAUUCGCAGAAGAUCAGCUUUGGCUUCCAGUUCAUCCAAUUUGGGCAUUUUCGCUUGGGCGCUGCCGACGACACGCACCUUUCGCUUUCGCACAGCAAUGGCUACACCAUGCAGAUCUUCAAGGACAACGGCUGGGUUACCGGCCACCGCCGACGGCGGGGCCAGGAAAAG
Symbiodinium necroappetens is the source of this 438-nucleotide messenger RNA. The record is from the annotation of a GenBank genome assembly. NCBI's taxonomy places the organism in Eukaryota, Dinophyceae, Suessiales, Symbiodiniaceae.